AUGUUACGCUGGCUCGCAGACAACCGGUCUGGAGACUGGGAGCAGGGGAACGGGCUCGACAAGCACAUCUCCGGCGAGCAGCAAGCCGAAGUCGCAGGCAAGAUUAGCAGCAAGCGCUGGCAGCUUGACACGCCUGUUUCUUGGACCAGGCCUGUCUCUCACAGCUUCAGCAGCCAGCACAGCACGAGCGAGCCCGUUGUCCGGAACGCCCAACUGCUCAAGUCGACGGUGGCUCUCAAACGCUCACAGGGCGUCUCCGCGAGGGUACUACGUCCCGCCGCACGGAAGACGAGAAACGCUGCCUCCACCGACUGCUUGCGAAGCUACCAUCACGACCAGUCCCGCAGCCGGAGCGCCAUCGAUCUCGACGCCGGGCGGAUGGAAGAUUACCGUUGA
Messenger RNA from Coniosporium apollinis CBS 100218, 396 nucleotides. RefSeq lists its product as uncharacterized. The record is from RefSeq and is a predicted model, not a curated record. NCBI's taxonomy places the organism in Eukaryota, Fungi, Ascomycota, Dothideomycetes. The coding region runs from base 1 to 396 and encodes 131 amino acids. The transcript has 3 exons.